Messenger RNA from Cucurbita pepo subsp. pepo (vegetable marrow), 653 nucleotides. RefSeq lists its product as uncharacterized. Gene Ontology annotation, cellular component: cytoplasmic dynein complex. Gene Ontology annotation, molecular function: dynein intermediate chain binding. The record is from RefSeq and is a predicted model, not a curated record. Gene Ontology annotation, biological process: microtubule-based process. NCBI's taxonomy places the organism in Eukaryota, Viridiplantae, Streptophyta, Magnoliopsida, Cucurbitales, Cucurbitaceae.
AAGAUAUUUUAGUGCGACAACUGUAUUGAUUUAACUCCUGCUAAUGCAAACAAAGUGUAAAAGAACAGAGAGCAAGCAGGGAAAUAUCAUGAUUUGGGGCUUAAAGCACAGCCACGGGAUUAAACCCAAGUAUCAAAUGAUACCAUUCACUUCAUUUCUCUGACAUUGGGCUAUAAAUUUGCAGUGGUUCAUGGUAGCAGGCUUUUGCAGCAGCCUGGUUGGUAUUGAAGAUGUUAGAGGGCAAAGGUGUGGUCCGCGAAACAGACAUGGCAGAGGUGAUCCAAGGCCAUGGCCUUGCCUUGGCUUACAAAGCACUUGAUCAACACGAAGUAUCCGACUCUCAAUCCAUUGCACGUUUCAUCAAACAGAGGUUGGACGAAGCUUAUGGGCCGGCAUGGCAGUGUGUGGUGGGCAAAGCGUUUGGAGGCUGCAUUACCCAUGUAUGUGGUACCUUCAUCUUCUUCCAUGUGGAUACCAUGGAGUUCCUCAUCUUUAAAGACGCAACAGACUGCUUCAAAAGCCUUCAACACACCCUUGGAGGGCUUCCCCACAAAGCUUAAAUCUUUACACAAACACAUUUCUGCUACCACUUCUGUAUAACUUUACCUAUAACAACAGUUGAAUAAAAAAAUCAUCUCCAUCUCUUCAUACAA